GCUGCGGUGGCGACGGCGCUGUUGGGGAGGGGCCGCUGGGGGAGGGAAAGGCUCAGUGACAGGUACCGCGGAGGGUGCUGCUGAGGCGACGAUGGCAGAGGGGCCCGAGGAAGCCCGAGGCCGCCCUCCCGGGCGGGAGGAAGGCGGAGGAGACCACGAGCCGGUCCCCUCCCCGAGUGGCCCCUCCGCCGCCGCCGUCGCCGCCGCUGCCCCCGGCUCCCGGGACGGGYCGCAGGCCGAGCCUCAGGCCCCGGGCCGGCCUCCAACCCCGGGCCCCGCGUCCGCCGCCGCCGAGGAGCCGGAGCCGCCGCGCGAGCCCCGGAAUCGCAGGGAGGCGGCCGCGGGGCCGCCGGAGCCGGCGAGCUGCGACGCGCCCGAGGCCGCGGCGUCCCGGGAGAGGUCGGCGCGGCUGAGCGCCCGCGAGUACUCGCGGCAGGUGCACGAGUGGCUGUGGCAGUCGUACUGCGGCUACCUGACCUGGCACAGCGGCCUGGCCGCCUUCCCCGCCUACUGCGGCCCUCAGCCGCCGCCCAGCUACCCCGCGGCCGGCGCCACCUCCCCGGCCGCCGCGCCGCAGCUCGGCUACUACAACCCCUUCUACUUCCUGGGCGCCGGGGCCGCGGGGCCCGAGGCGGCGGCGGCGGCGGCGGCAGCGGCGGGCAUCGCCACCCCGGCUCCGGUUGCGGGCUUGGGGCCGCGGGUUGCUCCCGUGCCUGGGACGGUCCGGGCGACACCAGUGACAAGAGUAGGAACCGCGGUGCCUGCGCGGACGGCGAGCGACGCCGCGCGGCAGGCGGGCAGAGAGUAUGUUAUUCCAUCCUUGGCCCACAGAUUUAUGGCAGAGAUGGUGGAUUUCUUUAUUCUCUUCUUUAUAAAAGCAACCAUUGUCUUAACCAUUAUGCACCUCAGUGGAAUAAAGGAUAUCUCUAAGUUUGCUAUGCAUUAUAUAAUAGAAGAAAUAGAUGAAGAUACGUCAAUGGAAGAUUUGCAGAAAAUGAUGGUUGUGGCACUUAUAUACAGAUUAUUAGUUUGUUUCUAUGAGAUAAUUUGCAUUUGGGGAGCAGGUGGAGCUACCCCCGGGAAGUUCCUGCUAGGGCUUCGAGUUGUGACAUGUGAUACAUCAGUGCUUAUUGCUCCAAGUCGAGUUUUAGUGAUUCCUUCCUCAAAUGUUAGCAUUACAACGUCCACCAUACGAGCUCUGAUCAAGAAUUUUUCUAUUGCCUCUUUUUUCCCUGCUUUCAUCACACUGCUAUUUUUUCAGCAUAAUCGAACAGCCUAUGACAUUGUAGCAGGAACCAUUGUGGUAAAAAGAAAUGGGGUCAGAUGAUGUCCCAGAAAACCCUGAAUUCCAUUCUUUGGAAUAAUGACAAGACUAAAUUAUGUGUCAAGGCCAUCAGUAUCCCUGGGUAAAAUUGGUUUAGAAAUUAAAGCAGUCACUUCAGUGUGAUACAGGUGACUGUUCUGAAAGUAUUGAUUUUACUUGAAUGCCAAAGAACUUUUCCAGAAGAAAAACAUAUAUAUUAAAUUCAAGUGUUAAAAAAAUUUUUAGAUCAACAAGAAGGCCAGUGGUUUCAUAAUCAACAACGGACAAUAUAUACUUUCUUUAGAUCUAAGGCAUUAGAAUUUGUUGAAAGCAUUUUCAGCUUUGAAAUCUCCAAAUGAAACUUUAAAAUUUUUAUUUUGGUUUAUCCCAAAAUGAUGGAAGAAGUCCAGUUGUGUUUUGUAAACACCUACUUAGUUUAUCUUUUAGUUAACACUUCUUGGGGAAAUGGUUCUUUGUUUUGGUGUGGGAAGGGAGGGAGUGAGAACUCUUCACUCACCUCCCUUGCCAGCAGGUGUUGAGUCAGCUGCAGUGUUUUUGAAAGGGGCAAGUGAGGCAGGCCUAGCAGUUCCUUGCCUGAAGUUUCCAGUCUGUACUGCAGUUCACUGCAGUAAAGGUGUAACUCUGCAACUAUUCUUAAUGCUUAAACGUGUUUAGGGGCAGAUUUUUCAUAAUGAUGAAAAAGUAUUAAGUCAUAUUGCUAUAUUAUCACUGAUUUUUUUUUUAAUGAGAAAAGUUAAGUUAGUGAUUGUUUAUAAGGGCAGGGGGUGUAAAUUUUUACUGUAAAUUUAAAACAUACAAUUCAUGUGCAAGUAUUUUCACUGCCCCCCAAAACUCACUAUGACUAUGUGGGGAAAACUUUUAUCAAAAUGUUGCAUAUUUACUAUAAAAUUUGUGUGCAGCAUGAAGAAAGUGUUAAUGCUUUUCAGUGUUGUAACUUAUAUACUUCAUACUCAMAUAGUAGUUCCUUUCCUCUUCUUGUAUAGUUCCAUGACUGUUGAGACAUCAAGAGUUAAAUAAAUCACCUUAGUUAUUUCAUGAGUAACUCUAAAUGCCAGUAGCCUGUGAAAUGCUAGCAAUUUUCCCAUCCUGAACUAUUCUCUCCAAAGCAAGGGAGACCGUCAUCUCCAGACAUCAUUUCAGCUGCUUUCAGCUCAUUUUGGGCCUGCUUGGGAUGGAGUUGUAGGGGAAAUGUGAAGCAAAAUAAUACUUUGUGUAUUGCCAUUUUACUUUACUCUGCUGAAGCAAAGUCAUGGGGUUUUGUUCAUGUUUGUGUGUGCUUUUGUUGUGUGUCCCAGUUAGCUGUGUUGAGAGAGAUACCCGAACUAUUUGUAAUUUUUUGAUUCUUACUCAUUUUCUCCAACUCUGACACUAUUUUCCAAAAAACACUAAACUGUACUGUACAGUUUAAAAUUAGACUGCUUAAGGGAUCAGUCUAAGCUUUGUUCUUGGUAUUAAAUUUAUAGCAAACCCAAGACAUGUCUGUUAUCACUGUUCAAUUUUUAAAGUAAUUUUUCUUUUGAUAUUUAAAACUGUGAAAGUAACAUUUAAUGUGUGUAGAAACUUUGACAGUGUCCUUAGUAAUACGUGUUUAUUGUAAAACUUAACAGUAAGAUUUAUUAGUUAAGUGUGUACAAGUACUAAAUAGAUGAUUCACUUGUAACCUCUGUGAAGGUUGUUUUAUGGCUCUUUGAAGGAAAAAGAAAACAAAAAAUCUUUUAUUUAUAUUGAAAAUUGGGAAAUGUUAUACAAACUUAAAAUAGUAUAGACACUACUGUUGUCACUGAUUGGGGAAUUCAAGUUUAAAUGUCCUUCAGUGGUAACUGUGGAAUGUAUCUUUGACUUGGAAUUUCUACUGAAAUAAGUUGUCAUCAGGCUUUUUAUUUAUACAAAAAAAAAAAGUUCAGUUUAAUUAGCUAUGGUUAGAGAAGUACAAUUUGCUCUAAGUGUGGACUCAAGUUAUACCAUGUGUUCCCAUAGGAUACACAUUAAGUCUUACUUUGCCUUUACAACAAAACCAAAGUCUGUUUCUAUUUAUGAAUUCAGUGCUUAGAGGAAGUACUUUUUCAUUCCCAGAGUUGAAAAAAUGUGACAAAACAAUGGGGAAAAAAGAGAACAUGGCCCAGUGCCCAUUUUCCCUUGUGGCUAUGAGGUGGACUCUCCCUUUCAGGAAACCUUUCUAUUUGGUAUAUUUCACUUAUAUAAGUGAUAUUGGCUCUUUUCUGUGUCAAAAUCUUAAUUCUCAAGUUGAAACUCUAGCCUAAAAAGGCCAAAAAAAAAAAAAAAUCUUAGUACAAACAUUAUUUGUCACUUUAAAAGUAUCCUGGAAUGGCUAGUCUGGCAGGCUGACCACUGUUCAUGUUGGGAGGCAGAAGCUGGGCCCUGGGUUCACAGUGCCGAGUAGUAGCCUUGCUUUAUAAAGA
This is a messenger RNA of Urocitellus parryii (Arctic ground squirrel), 3744 nucleotides long. RefSeq names its product family with sequence similarity 8 member A1 (gene Fam8a1). NCBI's taxonomy places the organism in Eukaryota, Metazoa, Chordata, Mammalia, Rodentia, Sciuridae. The record is from RefSeq and is a predicted model, not a curated record.